UGCUCACUUUAUAAAAGUCGUUUUCGCAAAAAUGUUACCGGUUUGCAUUUUUUUGUUCGUUUUAAUUGGUAAUAGUGAAAGUGCGAGGAUUCUUUUCGUCGGGGGAACUCCAUCGUACAGUCACCAAGUCGUUUAUCAACCAAUUUGGAAAGAAUUAUCCUUGAGGGGGCAUCAAGUAACCGCAAUAACUUCAAAUCCUUUAAACGAUGCCUCGUUAAGUAAUUUAACCGAAAUUGACACUUCCUUUGUUUAUAAAUUAAUCGAUGAAAAAUACAAAUUCGGCGAAACUUUGGAUCGGUUAAAAGAUGACACGUUAAAAUUCGCUAAAUACUUCUUAAAUUUACUCAGUAGUAUGAGCGAAGAGCAAUUAGCGAGCGAUCAAGUUCAAGAAUUAAUUAAUUCUGAUGCAAAUUUCGACUUGGUGAUAGCCGAAUUCUUAUUACCCACUCAUUUAGCGUUCUCCCACCGAUUUAACUGUCCCUUAAUCGCAAUCACAUCCCUCGACGCUUCAUUACCUGGACACGACUCAGUCGGAAAUCCUUCUCACCCCGUUUUAAACCCAGACUCACUUUUACAAUUCAACGGGGAUUUAACAUUCCUCCAACGUGUAACCAGCACCAUUUAUAACAUCAUCAGGAGAAUCACCUUCGAAAGCGUUAAAAGCAAAGAAGACGAAAUCGUUGCGAAGUACUUCGGAGAGGGGUACCCACCAUUAACGGAGAUCAUCGAUAGGAUUGAUAUGUUUUUUAUGAAUGUUAAUCCAGCGUUUCAUAAUUUAAGACCCACAGUUCCUGCCGUUGUCCAUAUCGGUGGGGGGAUGAAUAUUAGGCCCCCGAAGAAGUUACCAGAGGAAUUACAAACGUUUUUGGAUAAUGCGAAAGAAGGGGUUAUCUACUUUAGUAUGGGAACGAACGUGAGAACGUCGACUUUAUCCGAAACCUUCUUAAAAGUGCUUUUAGAAAGUUUCGCAAAAUUACCAUAUAAAGUUUUAUGGAAAUUGGACAACGAAAAUCUGCCUAAUAAAUCGGAUAACAUUUUAAUAAGGAAGUGGUUACCGCAACAAGACGUCUUGCGGCACAAGAACGUAAAAAUUUUCAUUACACAGGGUGGUCUGCAAAGUAUCGAGGAAGCGAUCAACUUUAAAGUGCCCCUUUUGGCGGUGCCCUUCUUCGCGGAUCAAUUCAGCAACGCGAAACAAAUCGAGGUGAAAAGAAUCGGAAAAGCGUUGGAUCACCAUAAAGUUACAACGGAAGAAUUCGUCGGCGCGGUGCAAGAAAUUUUAGGAAACUCUGAGUACCAAGAGAACAUUGAUGAGUUAUCUAAGAUAGCUCAUGACCAACCGAUGAGUGGGUUGGAAAAAGCGGUGUGGUGGAGCGAGUAUGUUCUCAGAAAUAAAGGGGCGAAACAUCUAAGAAGCCCUGCAUUAAAAAUGCCGAUUUAUCAAUAUUUGCUUUUGGACGUUUUGCUGUUUAUAAUCGCAACGUUUGGGGUUCUUGGGUACUUAAUCUUGAAGAUGGGAAGGUACCUUUUUGGGAAAGUCAAUUUGGAAAAGAAGAAAACUCAAAAAUUGCUGUGAUAAAAAAUGUAAAAAAAUUAAUAAAAAAUUAAAUUAAA
Molecule: messenger RNA, 1614 nt
Organism: Onthophagus taurus
Lineage: Eukaryota; Metazoa; Arthropoda; Insecta; Coleoptera; Scarabaeidae
Product: UDP-glucosyltransferase 2-like
Molecular function (GO): UDP-glycosyltransferase activity
Source: RefSeq, a predicted model, not a curated record